AUGGCCACCCAAGCCUUGGCAGACCGGACAGUCUCCCUAACAUACACCUCCCUCCCACAAGAAGUAAUCCACGCCGCCAUCCGGAGUUUCUACAACUGGGCCGGUUGCACGGUAGGAGGCAGCGCCCACCCCGCAACGACAAUCGCUCGCAAGACCCUAGCACGCUUCUCAGGGCCUGCCACAUCAAGAUUAUUAGGUUCUGAUGGGGGCGUCGAUGUAGACGCCAUGCAUGCGGCGCUGUUGAACGGCAUUGCGUCGCAUGUACAUGAUUACGAUGAUACACAUCUCGACACGAUUAUUCACCCGACUGGGCCCGUGGCGUCCGCAUUACUAGCAAUCGUCGAGACAUUGGACAGACCCGUUUCCGGGGAGGAGUUCAUCACGGCGCUCGUUGCGGGUGUUGAGGCAGAGUGCAAGAUUGGAUUAGCUGUUUGGCCGGACCAUUAUGAUGUUGGAUGGCACAUAACAAGCACAACCGGCUCCAUCGGCGCCGCAAUCGCAACGAGCAAAAUCCUCAAUCUCCCACCCACCCAAACAGCCCACGCCAUCGGCCUAGCCGCAACCCAAGUAACCGGCCUCCGCGAAAUGUUCGGCUCGCACACGAAAUCCUUCCACCCAGGCCGGGCCGCCCAAAACGGCCUGCUAGCUACUCUCCUCGCCGCAGAGGACUUCACCAGUUCCACCACCGCGCUGGAAGCGAAGCGCGGCUGGGCGAAUGUUGUUAGUACCUCCCACCGACUAGAUGAGCAGAUUGGCUCGCUGGGGGUGGAAGGGAGGUGGGAGAUUGCGCGGAAUGCGUUUAAGCCGUUUCCGUGUGGUAUUGUGGUUCAUCCUGUUAUUGAUGGGUGUAUACGGUUGCGGGAGAUGUUGGUGAAGGAGGGGAUUGACGUUGAGAGGGUUGCAGGUGUGAGGGUGGAGGUGCAUCCGCUUGUUGUCGAGUUAACGGGUAAGACGGAGCCGAGGGAUGGGUUGGAGGGGAAGUUUAGUGUUUAUCAUGGUGGUGCGGUUGGGUUGCUGUUUGGGAGGGCUACGCCGGCGCAGUACGAGGACGAUGUUGUGGUUGACCCGAGGGUUGUGGCUGUGAGGAAGAAGAUUGAGGUUAAGGUUGAUCCAGAAUCGAGGGCGGAUGAGUGUUUUAUCGAGGCACGAGUGGAUGGCAGGGAUUGGAGUCUGAAGACUGUGUAUGUUGAGCAUGCGCUGGGUAGUUUGGAGCGGCCUAUGACGGAUGAGCAGUUGACGGAGAAGUUUUUGGAUCAGUGUUUGCCGGUGUUGGGCCAGGAGAGGGCAGAGAAGGCGAGUCAGUGGUGUUGGGGGUUGGAGAAACUGGUUGAUGUGCGUUGCAUUAAGGAUGUUCUAUAG
This is a messenger RNA of Penicillium cataractarum, 1359 nucleotides long. Its product is annotated as MmgE/PrpD family protein. The transcript is spliced from 2 exons. The record is from RefSeq and is a predicted model, not a curated record. Lineage: Eukaryota; Fungi; Ascomycota; Eurotiomycetes; Eurotiales; Aspergillaceae. Gene Ontology annotation, molecular function: lyase activity. The coding region runs from base 1 to 1359 and encodes 452 amino acids.